Messenger RNA from Ictalurus furcatus (blue catfish), 818 nucleotides. Its product is annotated as C-C motif chemokine 20-like. The transcript has 4 exons. Gene Ontology annotation, molecular function: CCR chemokine receptor binding; chemokine activity. The coding region runs from base 30 to 344 and encodes 104 amino acids. Lineage: Eukaryota; Metazoa; Chordata; Actinopteri; Siluriformes; Ictaluridae. Gene Ontology annotation, cellular component: extracellular region. Gene Ontology annotation, biological process: monocyte chemotaxis; lymphocyte chemotaxis; neutrophil chemotaxis. The record is from RefSeq and is a predicted model, not a curated record.
CAAACCACCUGGAAAGUAACUCAGACACAAUGGCCCAGAUUAGUGGUGCAGCUGUCAUGUUUCUGCUGCUUCUGACAGUCAGUUUGUUCUGUCAAGACACUGCUGCUUGGGCAUGUUGCAGGCGAUAUUCUAAAGGACAGCUCCCUGUUCAUUUAAUCAGGGGAUAUUCAAUCCAGACCAUCCAUGCAAUCUGCAACAUCAAUGCUAUUAUUUUCCACACAUAUGGAGGCAGAAAAAUGUGUGCUGAUCCAACUCAACCCUGGGUGACAGACAGCAUCCAGAAACUAACGAAAAGAGUGUGGGCCCUGAAGAAGCAGAAGAAAGAGAAGCUGAUAUUGAAUUAAGAUUUAUUAAGAUCAGUACAUUGAAGAUUCAGUACAUAAAAUCUAAUUUAUUAUUUUUUCAUUAGUUUGUGUUUGUUAAACUGAUUUCUGUGUUCUGAAAGCAUAGUCAAUGAGGAAGUGCUAUUCGUAUAAACACCGAUUUUUCCCAUCGUUAAAAAAACAUGAAAUAGCCUCCUAACAUACACCUAUAUAUGCCUACACAUCAUUAUAAAUAUUAAUUAAAUUGUUGUGAAUGCACCAUCAAUUGCUUAACAUGAUCCGUCUGACCUUUACAGGCCACUAAAAUGGCUUCCUCUUUUGUCACAGAAAAGAGAACAUGUGCAUUUGGAAAUUUUUAAAUACUUUAUAGAUCAGAAUAAUAACAGGGCAGUGGUAGCUCAGUGGUUAAGACAUUGGACAACUGAUUGGAAAAAAGGUUCAAAUCCCAGCACUGCCAAGCUGCUACUUGAGCAAGGCCCUUAACUCUCAACUGCU